Ilex paraguariensis (yerba mate) is the source of this 3016-nucleotide messenger RNA. Lineage: Eukaryota; Viridiplantae; Streptophyta; Magnoliopsida; Aquifoliales; Aquifoliaceae. The record is from the annotation of a GenBank genome assembly.
UCGUUUCGUGUGAACACCACAGUGGACAAUCUCUGUAAUCAUCUCCCCCAAACCAAAGAUUACGGGCACCAGCACAGGAACUGACAGACAGGGUGGCCGAGGGCCAUCUGAUCGUUAUACGCAUCGCGGCGGCUUAACCAAUAGCCAAACACUCCCAAAGAGAGAAAAACAAACAGAACGAAUAAAAUCUUUCCAUUUUCCCUUGAGAAUUUCGGUUCCUAUCAAGCAAUUACACUCGAUUCUCUUAAUUUUUCCUAUUCCAGUUAGAUCUGUACCUGUACCGAUUCUCUUCGAACUUGUCGAUUCGAAAAUUCGCAAAGGGAAUUAAUUUUCCUUUUAUAUAUUUCUCUUAUCUGUUUCCAUAUCUAUAUAUAAUAGUGGUGAAUAUGUUUCGAUUUGUGAAAGAGAAGAUCAGAAAACGCAGGCUUCUUUGAUUGUUUGGGGGGAAAAUUGACGGAAAGAGAAUUCUAUGGUUGUUGCUUUCCCUAUGGCCGACGGGCUUUCUGUGAUUCCUGCUUCCGUUGUGCGAAAUCUCUCCGAUAAGCUUUAUGAGAAGAGGAAAAAUGCUGCUCUCGAGGUUGAGAAUAUUGUGAAGCAACUGACGGUGGCCGGAGAUCAUGAUAAGAUUACGGCGGUGAUCAAUUUGCUAACUAACGAGUUCACGUUUUCACCGCAGGCCAAUCACCGGAAGGGAGGAUUGAUAGGAUUGGCUGCGGCUACCGUUGGGUUGACUUCAGAAGCAGCUCAGCAUCUUGAGCAAAUAGUACCACCAGUGCUAAAUUCUUUUUCUGACCUAGAUGGCAGAGUCCGCUAUUAUGCUUGUGAGGCUCUGUAUAACAUUGCAAAGGUUGUGCGAGGAGAUUUUAUCGUUUUCUUUAAUCAAAUCUUUGAUGCUCUCUGUAAGCUCUCAGCAGAUUCAGAUCCCAAUGUACAGAGUGCUGCACAUCUUUUAGACAGACUUGUAAAGGACAUUGUCACAGAUAGUGAUCAGUUCAGCAUUGAAGAAUUUAUACCAUUGUUAAGAGAGCGCAUGAAUGUCCUGAAUCCUUACGUCCGCCAAUUUCUGGUAGGAUGGAUCACUGUGUUAGACAGUGUGCCGGAUAUUGAUAUGUUGGGUUUUCUUCCCGAUUUUCUUGAUGGUUUGUUUAAUAUGUUAAGUGACUCUAGCCAUGAAAUAAGGCAACAAGCUGAUUCAGCCCUUUCAGAGUUUCUUCAAGAGAUCAAGAAUUCUCCAUCUGUAGAUUAUGGUCGUAUGGCCGAGAUCCUGGUACAAAGGGCAGCUUCACCUGAUGAGUUUACUCGGUUAACUGCUAUUACAUGGAUAAAUGAGUUUGUAAAACUUGGAGGAGAUCAGCUUGUUCCUUAUUAUGCCGAUAUUUUUGGUGCUAUUUUGCCUUGCAUAUCUGAUAAAGAAGAGAAAAUAAGAGUUGUUGCUCGCGAAACAAAUGAAGAACUGCGUGCAAUCAAGGCUGAUCCAGCAGAAGGAUUUGAUAUUGGAGCAAUUCUCUCUAUUGCAAGGAGGGAGUUGUCUAGUGAAUGGGAUGCUACUCGAAUAGAAGCAUUGCAUUGGAUUUCAACUCUUUUAGACAGACAUCGUGCAGAGGUUCUGUCUUUUCUGAAUGAUAUUUUUGACACUCUUCUGAAGGCACUAUCAGAUCUAUCUGAUGAGGUAGUGCUGCUGGUGCUUGAGGUGCAUGCAUGCAUUGCCAAAGAUCCACAGCACUUUCGCCAGCUUCUUGUUUACUUAGUUCAUAACUUUCGGGUCAACAACUCGCUCCUAGAGAAGCGUGGUGCUUUGAUAGUACGUCGACUUUGUGUACUUUUAGAUGCUGAAAGAGUUUACCGAGAACUCUCUACAAUACUUGAGGGGGAAUCUGACCUGGAUUUUGCUUCUGUUAUGGUCCAGGCUUUGAAUUUGAUUUUGCUUACUUCUUCCGAGUUGUCUGAUCUUCGAGAUCUUUUAAAACAAUCACUUGUCAAUGCUGCUGGGAAGGACUUAUUUCUCUCUUUGUAUGCUUCAUGGUGCCAUUCGCCAAUGGCAAUAAUAAGUCUUUGCUUAUUAGCUCAGACUUACCAACAUGCCAGUUCUGUCAUUCAAUCUCUGGUUGAGGUAGAUAUUAAUGUCAAAUUCUUGGUCCAGCUUGACAAAUUGGUCCACCUACUUGAGACACCAAUCUUUGUUUAUCUUAGGUUGCAGCUUCUUGAACCUGGUAGAUACAUAUGGUUGUUAAAAGCCUUGUAUGGUCUUCUGAUGCUGCUUCCCCAGCAAAGUGCAGCUUUUAAGAUUCUACGAACUCGAUUGAAAACCGUACCUUCAUACUCUUUCAGUGGCGAGCAACUAAAGCAAACAUCAUCGGGGAAUCCUUACUCGCAGAUUAAUUUCAUGCAGAGUGGAUCCCAAAUCUCUCAUGAUGGUGACAUGAAUGAGGAUUCGCGAAGUGUUCAUAAUGGAAUAAACUUCGCUUCUAGGCUGCAACAGUUUGACCUUAUUCAGCAGCAGCAUCGUGUGCAUUCAAAAUCACAAGCACAGUCACGCUACGGUUCUACUUCAUCAACAAAGGAGGUACGAAGACCAGAAGAACCCAGGCGACCUUCGCCUGUGCCAGACAUGAGCAGGGCACCUUCAAGAUCGUCCCGUAGAGGUCCUGGACAGCUGCAACUAUGACGAUUUUGCCUCUUGCCUCUAAGUCGAGGCCAAUUACACAGUAAUCCAUGUCUGUUGUGCUGGAUGAGGUCGGUUAAUUUGUAAAUUGUAUAUCGUAGUACUUUGUCUUGUUAAACAUACUAAGGGUUGGGAUGGUGGGGAUUGGGUUUUGAAUUCAGUUUGGGUGCUCCCGAGCUAUUCUUUUUCUCUGUGAAACGGGAUAUGCUCAUAUGGUUCUGUUAUUUUUAUUGAAAACCAUAUGGGCUAUAGAUAGAUAUUUAAUUUAGGAAAUGCAGCUUGUUUUUUUACUAUUCUUCUGCUACAGCAAUCAAAAUUUUAAUUAAAAAAAGUCUGAUUUGUUAUCAUUAUGAG